GAGAACCAGUCGCAAUUUCGUAUUUAUUAUAUGAAAGAAAUUUGCGCUAUUGCACAGUUUCCGCAAACGGUACGACCGCAGCCUCCGAACCGGUAAGUGCAGUCUCCUACUGCAAUAGACCUUCCUCCACCUAAUAAAAAUAUUCUUACACCUUAAAAUUUUCUAUUAUAGGGUCCCCUUGGUGUGAACUCUCAUUCUUGAUAACACGGAUACGCAGGUCAGGUAGACAUCAAUAUGAGAUUCUUCUCAGCCGUCUUCCAGCUUCUCGCAAUUGCUGGCUUAUCUCUCUCUUUCGCAAGUGUAAACGCUGCCAACACAACAAGUGAAGAUUCCUGCGAAGAUAUUCAACUACCCAACGUGGAGAGUCUGAAUACUUGCCUUGGUCAAAACAAUACUUCCUGUGAGACGUCACAGGACCUUAUUGAUGAUGUUGGGCCACUAGUUAAGUGCGUGUACGGGACCUUGGCGGACCAUAGCAACAACCCUGGGGAUGCACUGAUUGCAUAUGCUGACAUCAUCUACAAGCUCAUGAAUGCGUCGGAAGACAUCCUCGCAAGAAUGUCGGCCACGAACUUCAUGAGCAUGGUUGGCCUGCUGAAGGCGGGAACCAUAAAUCUGACCGGUUCCGGCGACAGUAAAAAUGUAUCUUUACCAACCGCAGUCAUUGGUCAGUGCCACUCGGACUUUGGAACCAGCUGUGAGAGCUCAACCACAAGCAUUGCUUCUUCGCUUGUGUCUCUCGUAGAGUGCCUUGUGGACAACGCUAUUGCCGGUUCUUCAGGAGACAAGACCAUGACCCUCGUCUGUGACCUUAUUGCCCGUACCGACAUGGAUGCCUUAACCCGGGCUAUGCCACUACUCUGGAGUGUUUUGUUCAGCAUUAAGCCACUCUUGUGUAAAUAAUUCAACGCCGUGAAUCCAAGGUCUCGAGCCCCAACGGUCCAUAAAAAAUGGCUCGGUUAUAUUAAUAAAUUGAUGUUUUAAAGACUG
Messenger RNA from Dermacentor andersoni, 990 nucleotides. RefSeq lists its product as uncharacterized. The record is from RefSeq and is a predicted model, not a curated record. Lineage: Eukaryota; Metazoa; Arthropoda; Arachnida; Ixodida; Ixodidae.